CUAUUCUUAUAUUUAAUCUGUGGUUAUGUAUCGCAUAUAAAUGCAAAAUGAAUGAUAAGUCUUUAUAUUAAAUCUAUUUGUUAGCUAUUUAUUUACGUUAAGUGAUUGAAAUAUUUUUCUUGAAUGAUUAAUUGUGUGUGAUAAAGUUUUUGAUGACAAGAUUUUUCAUGUUAAACAAUAAUAUAAUAUAAUUGUUUUAAACUUUAUCUCCUACAAAUUAUCAAUAAUUUUUAAGAAAAUCAUUAAUUAAUCUAACCUUUUUAAAUGUUACAAAAAAGACUAACGUUUAUUUCAUAGCAUUGCUGUAUUGAAUAAGUUUCAAUAUUUAGGCAUGAAUCGUGUCGAUUUAAAAGUGGUUUUAUUGGGUAACGCAGCUGUAGGAAAAACAAGUCUUGUGGAACGUUUCGUAAAUGAAAGGUUUAACGAAAGUCUAUCUUAUCAAAAUACUAUAGGCGCUGCAUUUGCAGCUAAGCAAAUGCAAGUCAAUGGGAAAAGGCUUAUCAUGGGAAUAUGGGACACAGCAGGCAGUGAAAAAUAUGAUGCUAUGAGUAGAAUAUAUUACCGCAGUGCAAAAGCUGCUGUUAUUUGUUAUGAUAUCACAAAAUCAAAUACAUUUCAAAGAGCAAAAUUCUGGGUAAGAGAACUUCGAAGUGUUGAAGAAGGAUGUAAAAUAUACAUUUGUGCUACAAAAAAUGAUAUCUUAGAGCACGGUGCAGUUCCAUCUCCUGAUAUUAGUGUUGUAGAAGCAUAUGCUACAGGAAUUCAAGCUAAAUUUUUCAUUACAUCUAGUAAAACUGGAGAAAAUGUUGCUGAAUUAUUUAAUGAAAUUGCACAAGACUUUGUAUCUGAUCCAAAUAAUAUAGAAAAAAUUGAAGAGACAAUUGAAAUAACUAAUGAAUCCACAACUAAAGCAACAUAUUGUUGUCAUUGAAAAUAUCAAAAUCAGUAUUAAAAAUUAUCACAAUUUUCUUAUAUAUUUAUCAUAUUUUAUAUUAUUUUAUACAAGUGAAUAUCACAAAUGUAAAUUGAUGCAGUAUACUGUAACUUGAUAUAUUAUUGAAUGUAAAUGUAAAAAAAUUCUUGCCCUUGAAGAUUAUUUUUAAAUAUACUCUAUAUUUUACUCUGUA
Messenger RNA from Apis mellifera (honey bee), 1127 nucleotides. RefSeq names its product ras-related protein Rab-24. The record is from RefSeq and is a predicted model, not a curated record. Lineage: Eukaryota; Metazoa; Arthropoda; Insecta; Hymenoptera; Apidae. The coding region runs from base 332 to 931 and encodes 199 amino acids. Gene Ontology annotation, molecular function: GTP binding; GTPase activity. The transcript has 4 exons.